Parasteatoda tepidariorum (common house spider) is the source of this 2895-nucleotide messenger RNA. It is a transcript of the gene Vps39, whose product is annotated as vacuolar protein sorting 39. Gene Ontology annotation, biological process: vesicle-mediated transport; intracellular protein transport; endosomal vesicle fusion. Gene Ontology annotation, cellular component: cytoplasm; membrane. Lineage: Eukaryota; Metazoa; Arthropoda; Arachnida; Araneae; Theridiidae. The record is from RefSeq and is a predicted model, not a curated record.
CUACUUUUAUUUUUAAGUUUCAAUAUAAAUAAACAAGAGUCCGAAACAAAUAUGACGGAGGAUAAAUUAGAAGUCACAUGCUUUUUAAUAAAUAACUAAUUGAUAUUUCUGAUCCAUAAUAAACAUUUUAAAAAUGCACGAAGCUUAUGAAGUCAUACCUAUUGUACAAAAAUUACCUCCUGGUCUCUCAAUUGAAUCAAUAUCAGCUUAUGAUGAUUAUCUUCUUGUUGGAACUAAGUCUGGGACACUACUAUAUUACCAGUUGGUGCCAGCUCCAAAAGCUGCUUCAAAACCUGGGUCCAUUCACUAUGAUGUAAAGUUAUUGCGGUCCAACAAGUCAUUUUCAAAGAAAGCGAUUGUGCAGUUGCAAGUUGUACCUGAAUUUCAAAUGCUAAUAUGCCUUGCAGAAGGUACUGUUGCUGCUUUUGAUCUAAGUCAGUGUAGUUUAACGCCCAUUGCAGUUUUGCAGAAAACGAAAGGAGCACAUUUCUUCACAAUUAGUGUAAAUAAACAUAAAAAUCUUGAUGGAGAAGUAUAUCCCUCACUAACUCUAUGCGUGGCUGUAAAGAAAAAGCUUCAAUUGUUUUAUUGGAAGCCAAAAAUAUUAAAGUUCUUAGAGUUCAGUGAUGAUUUAUUACUAAGAGAUAUCCCUCGUACCAUUGUGUGGUGUGGAGAAUCUUUGUGUGUAGGAUAUAAAUCGGAAUACUCACUUAUGAAGAUCAGUGGGGAGACUAAGGAUCUCUUUCCAACUGGCGGAAAUCAACUUGAACCACUUGUAUCUCUUCUCCCCGAUGAAAAAUUAGCUGUCGGUAGUGAUGAGCAAACAAUAUUAAUUGACUCAGAUGGAAAUCCUACUAUGAAGUAUUCCAUCAAAUGGUCUGAAGUACCCUUAGCUUUAGUUUAUGAUGAGCCUUAUUUAAUAGCUGUGCUGCCAUCUGCUGUUGAGGUUCGACCCAUUGAGCCUCGCAUUCACGUUCAAAGUAUUGAUUUACCAAAGGCUAAAAUGAUCGUCACUAGCAAGCAGGGAUGGGUGUUUGCUGCCUCUAACUCUGAUGUGUGGCUUUUACAUGCCGUGAACUUUCCUGAACAAAUUACACAACUCUUGUCUCAAAAACAGUUUGAUUUGGCUCUCCGCAUGGCUGAGAUGACGCCUGACUCUGAGAUUGAAAAGAAACAGAUUGUUCAGCGAAUCAAUAACUUAAAUGCAUUUUAUCUAUUCUGCAAACAAAAUUUCAAAGAUGCUAUGGAGCAAUUCAUCAAGUUGGAAACAGAUCCCUCGCAUGUGAUUGGGUUAUUUCCGAAUUUACUGCCUGAAGAAUUUCGUAGUAGCUUGGAAUAUCCUGAUAGAUUGCCUAAUUUGCAAGGAACUGAGUUAGAAGAUGGACUGGUUGCAUUGACUAAUUAUCUUGUUGAAAUUCGAAGUAGACUUCUCUCAGAUAGUAAUAGUUCUGUGCCAUCUAUGACUGCAAUAAUGGAACCAGGGAAAACGAAGUUUCGUUCUAAAAAACAGCUCUUACAAAUCAUUGACACGACUUUACUCAAAUGUUACUUACAGACUAACGAUGGAUUAGUAGCCUCCUUAUUGAGGAUGAAGGAAAACUACUGUCACAUUGAUGAGUCUGAACGCGCUCUGAAAUUGCAUCAGAAAUAUCGGGAAUUAUUGAUACUCUAUAAUAAGAAAGGAAUGCACAGAAAAGCUCUUGAAUUGUUAAUGAGGCAUGCCAAAAAACCUGAUUCCUCUUUAAGAGGCCAUGAAAAAACUAUUCAGUACCUCCAAGAUUUAGGGGCUGAGCAUUUGGAGCUGAUAUUUGAGUUUGCUAAAUGGGUUUUAAAAGAACAUCCGGAAGAUGGCUUAAAAAUAUUUGCAGAAGAAAUGACUGAAACUGAACACCUUCCACGCUCAUUAGUUUUACAGUAUUUAUGUGAAACAGAACCAGAUUUAGUGAUUCCUUACUUAGAAUUUAUUAUAUGCAAAUGGGAUGAAGAAAAUAAUCUUUUCCACAACACUUUGGUGAAUAAAUAUUGUGAAAAAAUUCUAGUGCUACUUAAUGAUUAUCGAAAUGCCCUUCCUGAAGGUCAUUCUCCUGCUCCUGCUGGCCAAGAACCAGGAGAACUGGGAGUUUUAAGAAAAAAACUUCUGUUAUUCUUAGAAGGAUCUGAACAUUGCACAGUUGAACGGUUUGCUACUUAUAUGAUGAACAAAGGACUGUAUGAUGAAGGUGCUGUAAUUUUGGGUAAAUUAGGAAGACAUGAUGAUGCCUUAACUAUUUACAUACAUAUUUUGCAAAACUACUCUAAAGCUGAAAGAUAUUGUGAAAAACACUAUCAUAAAGACAAGCCUGGAAAUCAAGAUGUCUACCUAGUCCUGUUAAAAUUGUAUUUGCCAUCAGCUGAAAACCAAAAAAUUAAUAUUCCUGCUGUUGGAUAUGUGCCUAUACCAAAACCAAAUAUUGAAAGGGCUAUAUCAAUAUUAAAACAGUAUUCAAAUAAGAUUGAUUCAUUCAAGGCUUUAAGUUUGUUACCAUCAGUCAUAUCUGUAAGUGAUGUCAAAACCUUUUUGGAAUGUGUUCUUCACAGUAUUCAAAGUCAAAAAUAUGAUGUGCAGCUAACAAAAUCUCUUCUAUAUGCUGAGCAUUUACAAGUUAAAGCUAAAAGUAUCCAUUUUCAUUCAUACAAAUUAACAGUUACUGAUUUAGACAUGUGCCGAGUUUGUCAAAAAAGAAUUGGUAAAAGUGCCUUUGCUCAUUUUCCAACUGGUGUUACAGUCCAUUAUUCUUGUAAAGAUCAAUAUUCUGCUGAAAAUUAAACCUUCAUCCAAUUUUAUCACAAAUAGCCUGCUUUUUAUGUACAUAAUUUGUAUAGAGAUUGAUAAUGAUAAAAAUAUUUUUUUCCUUU